Molecule: messenger RNA, 977 nt
Organism: Coffea eugenioides
Lineage: Eukaryota; Viridiplantae; Streptophyta; Magnoliopsida; Gentianales; Rubiaceae
Exons: 2
Coding region: 205-648 (147 amino acids)
Source: RefSeq, a predicted model, not a curated record
AAUUCUAUAAGCAGUGCAUGAACGUGGCACGGAAGCGCGGAGCACCAGUUCCUAACCUAACGGGCCUCAGAUCCGUCGAUGCCCGUUGAAUUGAAACGUGAAAGCUGAAGAACUAAACUAUUUAGGACUGUUGGGGCCCAAAACAACAGUCUGAUCGAUUGAUUCAGAGCUAGAAGAGGCGGAGAAAGGCCGAAAACGAAAGAGAUGGAGGGUGGUGGUUCCAAUAGUAAUCCAAGUUCGGCGGCGUGGUCAGCACCUCAGCUUCCCACUGACCAAAAAAUCAGACGCAUGAAACUCUAUUGGCGUGCUGCUUUAAUUUCCAACUUUGUUCUUGGAGCCUAUCUGUUCAUCAUGCCAAAAAAGAAACAGAUCAAUGCAGAGAGCAGCAAAGCUGUAGAAGCUGUACCCCCUCCUCCAGUUGAGACAACCAGUCCAGUGCAUGAGGAACCUCCCUUUAUUCCUUCCCCUGAAGUGCCUGUGAAGGUGCAAAAGCCUGUCCCAGAAGACCAACAACGUGAGCUAUUCAAGUGGGUACUUGAAGAGAAAAGAAAGGUGAAACCCCAGAAUCGUAAAGAGAAGCAGCGUAUUGAUGAAGAGAAAGCUAUUCUGAAGCAGUUCAUUCAAAAGGAAUCCAUCCCAAGUAUCUGAAGUGUAUUGGUUAAUGAUGUACUGACCUAUUCUCAAGACGGGUAUGAUUUGGCUCAUCCUUGAUUGAAGCAAAAGUACUCACUCUUCGUGUACAUUGUUGCUGUCAACUACCAGUUUGAUAGUUAAUGGAAAGGAGCUGACACUAGCCACCACGACUAAUAUCCUAGUUUUUGAGUUUUGUUGUAGAGGAGAAACACUUGACAGGGAAAGCAAAGAUGAGUGCUUGAGUGGUUUUGCUCUUUGUGGUGGAUUCAAUAGUUGAUAUUGGCGGAUUCAGUACUUGAGUGGUUUUGCUUUUUCCUAAGAAUGCUUUAACUGCAUAUUUGAUU